This is a messenger RNA of Sorex fumeus (smoky shrew), 6664 nucleotides long. RefSeq names its product calcium voltage-gated channel subunit alpha1 I (gene CACNA1I). The record is from RefSeq and is a predicted model, not a curated record. Gene Ontology annotation, molecular function: low voltage-gated calcium channel activity; voltage-gated sodium channel activity. NCBI's taxonomy places the organism in Eukaryota, Metazoa, Chordata, Mammalia, Eulipotyphla, Soricidae. Gene Ontology annotation, biological process: membrane depolarization during action potential; sodium ion transmembrane transport; calcium ion import. Gene Ontology annotation, cellular component: neuron projection; voltage-gated calcium channel complex; voltage-gated sodium channel complex.
CCCGGCGGCGGCGCGGGGGGCCCCCCGCGGGGUCCGGCCUGGCGGAGCGCGCGCGUCGCCCCCGCGCCUCGACCCCCCGGACGACCCCCGCGCGGCGGCCCGGCCCGGCCCAGGCCCAGGGCCCCCUGCCCGGCGCUGACAUGGCCGAGUGCCCCUCCCCGCCCUCCUGCACGGCGGCCCCCACGGCCGAGCCCGGGAUCACGGAGCAGCCGGGGCCCAGGAGCCCCCCUCCGACCCCGCCGGGCCCCGAGGAGCCCCUGGAUGGAGCCAACGCGGACCCCGACGUCCCACACCCGGACCUGGCACCCGUGGCUUUCUUCUGCCUGCGACAGACCACCAGCCCCCGGAACUGGUGCAUCAAGAUGGUGUGUAACCCGUGGUUUGAAUGCGUCAGCAUGAUGGUGAUCCUGCUGAACUGCGUGACGCUCGGCAUGUACCAGCCUUGUGACGACAUGGACUGCCUGUCGGACCGCUGCAAGAUCCUGCAGGUCUUUGACGACUUCAUCUUCAUCUUCUUCGCCAUGGAGAUGGUGCUGAAGAUGGUGGCCUUGGGCAUCUUCGGCAAAAAGUGCUACCUGGGCGACACUUGGAACCGGCUGGACUUCUUCAUCGUCAUGGCGGGGAUGGUCGAAUACUCCCUGGACCUGCAGAACAUCAACCUGUCCGCCAUCCGCACCGUGCGAGUCCUGCGGCCACUCAAAGCCAUCAACCGCGUGCCCAGCAUGCGGGUCCUGGUGAACCUACUCUUGGACACUCUGCCCAUGCUGGGCAACGUCCUCCUGCUCUGCUUCUUCGUCUUCUUCAUCUUCGGCAUCAUCGGCGUGCAGCUGUGGGCCGGGUUGCUGCGGAACCGCUGCUUCCUGGAGGAGAACUUCACCAUACACGGGGACGUGGCACUACCCCCGUACUACCAGCCGGAGGAGGACGACGAGACACCCUUCAUCUGCUCCCUGUCGGGGGACAACGGCAUCAUGGGCUGCCACGAGAUCCCGCCGCUGCGGGAGCAGGGCCGCGAGUGCUGCCUGUCCAAGGACGACGUCUACGACUUCGGGCCGGGCCGGCAGGACCUCAACGCCAGCGGGCUCUGUGUCAACUGGAACCGCUACUACAACGUGUGCCGCACGGGCAGUGCCAACCCCCACAAGGGCGCCAUCAACUUCGACAACAUCGGCUACGCCUGGAUCGUCAUCUUCCAGGUGAUCACGCUGGAGGGCUGGGUGGAGAUCAUGUACUACGUGAUGGACGCACACUCCUUCUAUAACUUCAUCUACUUCAUCCUGCUUAUCAUCGUGGGCUCCUUCUUCAUGAUCAACCUGUGCCUGGUGGUCAUCGCCACGCAGUUCUCGGAGACGAAGCAACGCGAGCACCGGCUGAUGCUGGAGCAGCGGCGCCGCUACCUGUCGUCCAGCACGGUGGCCAGCUACGCGGAGCCCGGCGACUGCUACGAGGAGCUCUUCCAGUACGCCUGCCACAUCCUGCGCAAGGCCAAGCGCCGCGCCCUGGGCCUCUACCAGGCCGUGCAGCGGCGGCGCCAGGCCGCGGGCCCGGGUCCCGCCGCCAAGCCCGGCCCCGCCGCCAAGGAGCCUCGGCAUUACAAGCUCUGCCCGCGUCACAGCCCCCUGGACCCCACGCCCCACACCGUGCUGCAGCCCCUCUCGGCCGUGCUGGCCGCCGACCCCGCCAGCUGCCCCCGUUGCCGGCACGACAUGGGCCCCGGCAGCCCCGACUCGGGCCGGGAGGGCUCUGGGAGCUCCCGGGCCGGUGCGGAGGACGACGAUGACGAGGCGGACGGCGGCGACGGUGGCCGGAGCAGCGAGGACGACGGAGGGUCCUCGGGGCCCGGGAAGGAGGACGAGGAGGAGCCGGCGGACGGGCCGGCCAGGCUGUGCGGGCGUGUGUGGCGGGAGAUGCGGGCCAAGCUGCGCGGCAUCGUGGACAGCAAGUACUUCAGCCGCGGCAUCAUGACGGCCAUCCUGGUCAACACGCUCAGCAUGGGCAUCGAGCACCACGAGCAGCCUGAGGAGCUGACCAACAUCCUGGAGAUCUGCAACGUGGUCUUCACCAGCAUGUUCUCCCUGGAGAUGCUCCUGAAGCUGGCGGCCUUCGGCCUCUUCGACUACCUGCGGAACCCCUACAACAUCUUCGACAGCGUCAUCGUGGUCAUCAGCGUGUGGGAGAUCGUGGGGCAGGCGGACGGCGGCCUCUCGGUGCUGCGGACCUUCCGGCUGCUGCGGGUGCUCAAGCUGGUGCGCUUCAUGCCCGCGCUGCGGCGCCAGCUGGUGGUGCUGAUGAAGACCAUGGACAACGUGGCCACCUUCUGCAUGCUGCUCAUGCUCUUCAUCUUCAUCUUCAGCAUCCUCGGGAUGCACAUCUUUGGCUGCAAAUUCAGCCUCCGCACGGACACGGGCGACACGGUCCCCGACCGGAAGAACUUUGACUCCCUGCUCUGGGCCAUCGUCACCGUGUUCCAGAUCCUCACCCAGGAGGACUGGAAUGUGGUCCUCUACAAUGGCAUGGCCUCCACCUCCCCUUGGGCCUCCCUCUACUUUGUGGCUCUCAUGACCUUCGGCAACUACGUGCUCUUCAACCUGCUGGUGGCCAUCCUGGUGGAGGGCUUCCAGGCGGAGGGUGACGCCAACCGGUCCUACUCGGAUGAGGACCAGAGCUCGUCCAACAUGGAGGACCUGGAGAAGUUUCAGGAGGGCCUGGAGGCUGGAGAUCCCAAGCUCUGUCCCAUCCCCAUGACCCCCAAUGGGCACCUGGACCCCAGUCUCCCUCUGGGUGGACAACUCGGCCCUCCUGGGGCAGCUGCCCCCGCCCCCCGCCUCUCGCUGCAGCCAGACCCGGUGCUGAUGGCCUUGGGCUCCCGCAAGAGCAGUGUCAUGUCUCUGGGCAGGCUCAGCGCCGACCAGCGCUCCCUGUCCAGCUCCCGGAGCUCCUACUACGGGCCGUGGGGCCGCAGCGGGGCCUGGGCCAGCCGCCGCUCCAGCUGGAACAGCCUCAAGCACAAGCCGCCCUCGGCCGAGCACGAGUCCCUGCUGUCCGCCGAGCGCGGCGCGGCGCGGGCGGGCGAGGGGCCCCGGGAGGAGGGGCCGGCCCGGGCCGCGCCCCCGCACGCCCCGCACGCGCACCACGUCGCGCACCACGGCGCGCACCCCGCGCACCGGCACCGCCACCACCGCCGGACGCUGUCGCUGGACACCAGGGACUCGGUGGACCUGGCCGAGCUGGGGCCGGCCGCGGGCGCGCAUCACCGGGCGGCCUGGAGGGCGGCGGGGCCGGGGCCGGGCCACGAGGACUGCAACGGCAGGAUGCCCAGUAUCGCCAAGGACGUUUUCACCAAGAUGGGUGACCGGCAUGACCGUGGGGACGACGAGGAGAUUGACUAUACCCUUUGCUUCCGAGUCCGCAAGAUGAUUGACGUCUACAAGCCGGACUGGUGUGAGAUCCGCGAGGACUGGUCGGUCUAUCUCUUCUCCCCCGAGAACAGGUUCCGCGUCCUGUGUCAGACCAUCAUCGCCCACAAACUCUUUGACUAUGUGGUCCUGGCCUUCAUCUUCCUCAACUGCAUCACCAUCGCCCUGGAACGGCCCCAGAUCGAGGCUGGCAGCACCGAGCGCAUCUUCCUCACUGUGUCCAACUACAUCUUCACGGCUAUCUUCGUGGGCGAGAUGACCCUGAAGGUGGUCUCGCUCGGCCUGUACUUUGGGGAGCAGGCUUACCUGCGCAGCAGCUGGAAUGUGCUGGACGGCUUCCUCGUCUUCGUGUCCAUCAUCGACAUUGUGGUGUCCGUGGCCUCUGCUGGGGGAGCUAAGAUCCUGGGCGUCCUCCGGGUCCUGCGGCUCCUGCGCACCCUACGACCCCUGCGAGUCAUCAGCCGGGCGCCCGGGCUCAAGCUGGUGGUGGAGACGCUCAUCUCCUCCCUCAAGCCCAUCGGCAACAUCGUGCUCAUCUGCUGCGCCUUCUUCAUCAUCUUCGGCAUCCUGGGGGUGCAGCUCUUCAAGGGCAAGUUCUACCACUGCCUGGGCGUGGACACCCGCAACAUCACCAACCGCUCUGAUUGCGUGGCCGCCAACUACCGCUGGGUCCAUCACAAGUACAACUUCGACAACCUGGGCCAGGCCCUGAUGUCCCUCUUCGUCCUGGCAUCCAAGGACGGCUGGGUGAACAUCAUGUACAACGGGCUGGACGCUGUCGCUGUGGACCAGCAGCCGGUGCCCAACCACAACCCCUGGAUGCUGCUCUACUUCAUCUCCUUCCUGCUCAUCGUCAGCUUCUUCGUGCUCAACAUGUUCGUGGGCGUGGUGGUGGAGAACUUCCACAAGUGCCGGCAGCACCAGGAGGCCGAGGAGGCGCGGCGGCGGGAGGAGAAGCGGCUGCGGCGGCUGGAGAAGAAGCGCCGGAAGGCCCAGCGGCUGCCCUACUAUGCCACCUACUGCCCCACCCGGCUGCUCAUCCACUCCAUGUGCACCAGCCACUACCUGGACAUCUUCAUCACCUUCAUCAUCUGCCUCAACGUGGUCACCAUGUCGCUGGAGCACUACAACCAGCCCACGUCCCUGGAGACGGCCCUCAAGUACUGCAAUUACCUGUUCACCACGGUCUUCGUGCUGGAGGCGGUGCUGAAGUUGGUGGCCUUCGGUCUCAGGCGUUUCUUCAAGGACCGGUGGAACCAGCUGGACCUGGCCAUUGUGCUGCUGUCGGUCAUGGGCAUCACGCUGGAGGAGAUCGAGAUCAACGCGGCGCUGCCCAUCAACCCCACCAUCAUCCGCAUCAUGAGGGUGCUGCGCAUCGCGAGGGUGCUGAAGCUGCUGAAGAUGGCCACGGGCAUGCGGGCGCUGUUGGACACGGUGGUGCAGGCGCUGCCCCAGGUGGGUAACCUGGGCCUGCUCUUCAUGCUGCUCUUCUUCAUCUACGCUGCCCUGGGGGUGGAGCUCUUUGGGAAGCUGGUCUGUAACGACGAGAACCCGUGCGAGGGCAUGAGCCGGCAUGCCACCUUCGAGAACUUCGGCAUGGCCUUCCUCACGCUCUUCCAGGUGUCCACCGGCGACAACUGGAAUGGGAUCAUGAAGGACACGCUGCGGGACUGCACCCACGACGAGCGCAGCUGCCUGAGCAGCCUGCAGUUCGUGUCGCCGCUCUACUUCGUCAGCUUCGUGCUCACGGCCCAGUUCGUGCUCAUCAACGUGGUGGUGGCCGUGCUCAUGAAGCACCUGGACGACAGCAACAAGGAGGCCCAGGAGGACGCCGAGAUGGACGCCGAGCUGGAGCUGGAGCUGGCCCACGGCCUGGGCCCCGGCCCGCGGCCCCCCGCCGGCUCGCCAGGGGCCCCCGGCCGAGGGCCCGGAGGGGCGGGCGGCGGGGGCGACCCCGAGGGCCGCCUGUGCCGGCGCUGCUACUCUCCAGCCCAGGAGAACCUGUGGCUGGACAGCGUCUCUUUAAUCAUCAAGGACUCCUUGGAGGGGGAGCUGACCAUCAUUGACAACCUGUCGGGCUCCAUCUUCCACCAUUACUCCUCACCGGCCGGCUGCGACAAGUGUCACCACGACAAGCAGGAGGUGCAGCUGGCGGAGACAGAGGCCUUCUCCCUGAACUCUGACCGCUCUUCCUCCAUCCUGCUGGGUGACGACCUGAGUCUUGAGGACCCCCUGGCCUGCCCUGCUGGCCCUAAAGACUCCAAGGGUGAGCCAGAGCCCACGCGAACAGGAGACCCCGGUGAGUGCGUCUUCCCCCUGCCCAACACAGCUGCAUCCUCGGACCGCGAGAGCUGCCUGUGUGAGAUGGAGCCCGUCCCACUCAACCCUGUCCGUGCCUGGCUGAAGCAGGAGAGCAGCCACGCCGCGCCCCCGAGCCCCUUCUCCCCGGAUGCCUCCAGCACCCUCCUGUCGAUGCCGGCCGAGUUCUUCCACCCAGCCGUGUCCGCCAGCCAGAAGGGGCAGGAGAAGGGGGCCAGCCCCGGGGCCCUCCCCAAAAUUGCACUGCAGGGUUCCUGGGCCUCGCUCCGGUCCCCCAGCGUCAACUGCACCCUCCUCCGGCAGGCCACCGGGAGCGACACCUCGCUGGAGGCCAGCGCCAGCAGCUCGGCGGGCAGCCUGCAGGCCACGCUGGAGGACAGCCUGACGCUGAGCGACAGUCCCCGGCGCGCGCUGGGACCCCCGGCCGGACCCUCGCCGUCGGGGGCGCGGCGGCCCAGCCUGCGGGGCCGCGGGGGCGCGUGCCGGCUGCGGGGUCUGCGCGGCCACCAGCGCAGCUACAGCAGCGGCGGCUCCACCAGCCCGGGGGGCUGCGCGCGCCGCGACUCCCUGGACCCGUCGGACGAGGAGGGCGCGGGCCGCGCGCCGGGGGUCGCCGAGCCCCCCGAGCCGCUCAGCAGCCUGUCGCUCACGUCGCUCUUCUGCCCGGCGCCGCCGCCGCCGCCGCCGCCCCGCAGGGUCAGCAGCAGCGGCCGCCUGGCCCCGGGGCCCCGCGCCGCGCCCACCCUGGCCCGCAGCCCCUCGUGGGCCGCCGCGCGCACCAAGGACCCGGCCCGCGCCGACCCGCCGCCCGGGGGUCCCGGCGAGGGCUGCAGCGGCCGCAGCAAGAGAUGAGGCCGGGGGCGCGCGCGCCUCCCACUUGCUUUACCUCAGGAGCCGGGCAGACAGCAAUACUCCCCAGCGGCCCGCAG